Talaromyces rugulosus is the source of this 2766-nucleotide messenger RNA. RefSeq lists its product as uncharacterized. The record is from RefSeq and is a predicted model, not a curated record. The coding region runs from base 1 to 2766 and encodes 921 amino acids. The transcript has 2 exons. Gene Ontology annotation, molecular function: protein-containing complex binding; protein binding. NCBI's taxonomy places the organism in Eukaryota, Fungi, Ascomycota, Eurotiomycetes, Eurotiales, Trichocomaceae.
AUGCGGCGACAACGCCGUUCUAGCAGUGGUGCUUCCACCAAGGCGGCCGCUCCCAUCCCGGAGGCCGUCUCGCUGAUACACUCUUUCAAUUCGGCCAUGAACCCGAACCGCCCGGCUCGUCCGUCGCCUUUGGCCUCCUCGCAGAUCCAGGGCAUGCCGCUGGAUCUGAUUGACCGCAUUCGCAACUUCCCUUUGUUCCAAGCGACCCCCGAGUCCUUCCUCGCAGAGGUAGGCUUGCAUCUUCGCCCACAGCUGCAUGCUGCCAACGACUACAUCGUGACCGAGGGCGAUGACGCCAAGGCCAUGUAUUGGCUGGUCCGGGGUGCCGUCUCUGUCACAUCCCGCGACGGCGAGAGUGUCCAUGCAGAGCUAAAGCCGGGUGCCUUUUUCGGUGAAAUCGGCGUGCUCAUGGACCGACCACGCACAGCGACCAUCAUUGCGCGCACUCGGUGCCUGCUCGUCGUCCUCACCAAGGAGGACUUCCGCAAAAUCUUGCCCCGGUUUCCCGACGUCGAGCGGGCCAUUCGAGAAGAGGCCCUGGAGCGCUUGAUGAUCCUCGAAAAGAAAAAUGGAGAUCCAUCGUCGAAAACCACGGGGCCCAAUCGAAGAGGCUCCAAGAGACUACGCGACAGCACUUCUGGGAAUCUCUCGCCAGGAGAAGAGAACGAUUUGCGAACGAUGAACAUUCAUAAGAAGCGGAAAUCGCCCAGUCCCGGCAUAGCUGACAUCUCUUCGAGUGUGUUGGCAAAUGGCUUGGUCAAUGUGCGUCUGCUGCUGAAGGAAAUGCCUCUAUUCUCGGGUCUGCCGCCAGAUCUUCUACACUUUCUCGGUCUCAAACUCCAGCCGCUAUCCUAUCCGCCCUUCACCGAUAUCAUCCGACAGGAUACCCUCGGCCGUGAAAUCUACUUCAUUGUUCGAGGCGAAGUUGAGGUCCUCAACGAGAACCAGGAUCCCGAAAAUCCUCGAAGAGGGUCAGAUGACCAGGGUGGUCGUGGCGUUCAAGUCAAGGCACGUUUGCGACAAGGCCAAUACUUUGGUGAGAUUGUUAGUUUGUCCUUGACACCUCGUCGAACCGCCACUGUGAGGUCAGUGACCUCAGUCGAAUGUUUGAUGCUGAGUGGUGACGUUUUGGUCGAAUUCUGGGAAAAAUGUCCAGAUGACUUACGAAAACAAAUCGAGAAUACAGCAAAGAGUCGACUUGGAUCUGCUGGGGAUAAUGAUAUUCUCAUGCCUGAUGCCAAAGAUCCAACGCCCCCCAUGAACCAGUUAACCAUCAACGACAAGCUCAAACUCACUAGCCUUCGACGUAAGUCUAUGCCAAUGGUGACCUUGACGGAAUCUGAAUUAGACACUACUCCCCUCAAACCGGCUGGCGCUGCAGAUUCCCCCGUUCUAAGUCCUUCUGACCCCGAUCCUUUCCUAAACGUUGGUCUCGACAACGUUAAACUUCGUCGAGGCUCCGCCGGGUUUAUCUAUCCAAAGGAGUCUUCGAGUGCAGAUAGCACCCGGCAGCCAACACCUACUGGAUCACGUCGCAGUUCUCUUGCUCAUGUGUCGCGCCCAAAGCCAGCUCCUUCCAGAGCACGAUCAGCUACUCUGCUCGAGCGCUCCGAGCCAGGAAACCGUGGCUUUUUGCCAGACAAUGUGCUUCUACGUGUGUUCCAGCUCCUAGACUUACAUGAGUUAUUACGGUUGCGGGCUGUGUCGGUCCAUUGGUCUGAGACCCUAACCAAUUCACCCACUCUCUGCCAAUUUUUAGACCUCAGUUUCUACAACCGCAAAGUGACAGACCAUGCGCUAUCAACGGUCAUAUGCCCUUUCGUCCGAGACAGACCCCGUUAUAUUGAUAUUAACAAUUGUUUCCAUAUCACGGACGAGGGUUUCAGUAUGUUAGCAAAGACCUGCGGUCACAACGUUCGAGCGUGGAAGAUGAAGAGCGUGUGGGAUGUCACGGCAAGUGCAAUUCUGGAAAUGGCAAAUAGGGCAACAGAGCUUCAAGAAGUGGACCUGAGCAAUUGUAGGAAAGUGAGCGAUACCCUUUUGGCGAGGCUUGUUGGGUGGACAGUUCCAGCGGCAUCACUUGCCCAUCAUAACCAAGUCAUGCGAAGCAGCAUAAAACCGACCUUGCAGACGGCAAACGGUGCAGUUUAUGGUUGUCCGCAACUGAAACGGUUAACCUUGUCAUACUGCAAACAUGUCACAGACCGCUCAAUGCACCACAUUGCUUCGCAUGCUGCUUCGCGUAUUGAGCAAGUCGACCUCACCAGAUGUACAACCAUUACCGAUCAAGGGUUCCAGUACUGGGGCAAUGCGCAGUUCACAAGAUUACGAAAACUUUGCCUAGCUGAUUGCACUUAUUUAACGGACCACGCCAUCGUCUGUUUGACAAAUGCUGCUAAAAAUCUACAGGAAUUAGACCUGUCGUUUUGCUGCGCCUUGUCAGAUACCGCUACUGAAGUCCUCGCCCUCCAGUGCCCCCAGCUUUUGAAGCUGAAUAUGUCAUUUUGUGGGUCUGCUGUAUCAGACCCUUCGCUCAGAAGCCUAAGUCUGCAUCUUUUGCUUCUGCAAGAAUUGUCGGUUCGCGGCUGCGUACGUGUAACAGGUAUUGGGGUGGAGGCCGUUGCAGAUGGCUGCCAGAACCUCAACUAUCUCAAUGUCAGCCAGUGCAAAAACCUCACUCCUUGGCUGGAGCACGGCGGUCAAACCCGAUAUCAAAAGAAGAUCCAUUUCGAGACUGUUACCAGAGACGGUAGCCUGUUCCGAUGA